Molecule: messenger RNA, 2082 nt
Organism: Aspergillus ochraceoroseus IBT 24754
Lineage: Eukaryota; Fungi; Ascomycota; Eurotiomycetes; Eurotiales; Aspergillaceae
Product: acetoacetate--CoA ligase family protein
Exons: 2
Coding region: 1-2082 (693 amino acids)
Biological process (GO): lipid metabolic process
Cellular component (GO): cytosol
Molecular function (GO): acetoacetate-CoA ligase activity
Source: RefSeq, a predicted model, not a curated record
AUGGCUGUAAACGGGUCUUUGUCGAGUCCCCAAGAGCUAUGGAGGCACUCUUCCCCGGAGUCCACGCAAAUACACGAUUUCAUGAAAAAAACGUCCGAAAAACAUGGAAUUAUCUUCAAUGACUACGGCAGUCUCUGGGAAUGGAGUAUAGCAGAACCCGCCAAAUUCUGGGAGGAGAUAUGGCAGUAUACGGAAAUCAAUGCGCAUAAGCCAUACAACCAGGUUUUAGGCUCUGAUAAUCUCUUAUUUCCUCGACCUCAAUUCUUUGCGGGUGCGAGGUUAAAUUUUGCUGAGAAUCUUCUCUAUCCCGCCUGCUCGCCCGAUGAAAACGCUGUAGCGGUGAUUGGCGUCACAGAACAGGAACGAGAAUAUAUCUCGUGGAAGGAAUUGCGGGAUCGUGUUCGACAAUGCGCCAAUUCUCUGAAAGAAGCGGGCCUGCAGGAAGGUGACAGGGUUGCGGGUUUCUUGGGGAACCAUGCGAACACCAUUGUUGCAAUGCUGGCCACCACCUCCAUUGGUGCCUUUUGGACUGGCAUAUCUCCUGAUACAGGAGUGCAUGGUGUUCUUGAACGCCUCAAGCAGAUUGAGCCUAAGAUUCUAUUUGCUGAUAACGCCUCCCUUUAUAAUGGCAAGGUGCAUGGCACAAACACCAAAAUAAGUCAGAUCGUCCCUGAACUGCCAAAGCUAGAACGGCUUGUCAUAUUCCAAACAAUCAAGUCUCACGAGUUCAACCUUGGAGAGAUUUCUCUCCUUGGAGGGAAAGCAUAUAAGUACGACGAAUUUCUUUCCACAGCGAGCAACCCACCAGCCCCUCUUAACUUUGCAAGCCUAGCGCCUGGGCAUCCUGUUUACAUUCUUUACUCUUCAGGUACGACGGGUGCUCCCAAGCCUAUUGUGCACGGCUCCCUGGGAACUUUGCUACAACAUAAAAAAGAACAUGUACUUCACUGUGAUAUUCGUCCAGGUGACCGCUUGUUCUAUUUUACGACAACUACUUGGAUGAUGUGGCACUGGCUAGUCUCCGGGCUUGCCAGCGGCGCUACUAUUGUGCUGUACGACGGAUCGCCCUUCCGGCCUUUGGAUCUGGAAGGGGGCAACGGAGAAAUGGCUAUGCCACGCCUAAUCGAUGAACUACAAAUCACACACUUUGGUACUUCAGCCAAAUAUCUCUCAAUGUUGGAACAGGCUGGCCUAAACCCUAGGGAACAUCCCCAUCGUCCCGUUAGCCUACAAACGCUGAAGGCCAUCUUUAGCACAGGAUCUCCUCUUGCUCCCUCUACGUUUGACUACGUGUAUUCCUCGAUUCAUUCGGAUAUUAUGCUAGGCUCAAUCACAGGUGGUACUGAUAUUCUUUCCUUGUUUUGCGGCUCUUGCCCUAUUCUCCCUGUCUACAAGGGCGAAAUUCAGUGCCGCUGCUUGGCAAUGGCUGUAUCUGUCUAUGACUAUGCUGGAAAUGAUAUCAGUAACACCGGAGAACCAGGUGAUCUUGUCUGCACCCGGCCUUUCCCCGCACAACCUGUUAUGUUCUGGCCUCCUGGACCGGUCGGGGCAGAGAAAUACCGCAAAAGUUAUUUCGACGUUUUUGGGCCGUCCAUUUGGCAUCAUGGAGACUUCGUGCGAGUAGAACCUCGAACUGGUGGAGUGGUCAUGCUAGGGCGGAGUGAUGGCGUUCUGAAGCCGGCGGGAGUGAGGUUUGGCAGUGCAGAAAUCUAUAACAUUCUUUUAACCCAUUUUUCAGACGAAGUUGAGGAUUCUCUAUGCAUUGGACGCAGGAGAGAGGGGAUUGAUACAGAUGAAACCGUUGUUCUCUUUGUGAAACUUGCUGCCCGGGGCGAGUCUCGGACAACCAUGCCCCCCGGCCUUGCUGCGCGCAUCCAGGCCAUGAUUCGCAAAGAACUCAGCCCUCGCCAUGUUCCCGGUAUUGUCGAUGCCUGUCCAGAAAUUCCGGUGACCUCCAAUGGUAAAAAAGUUGAGAAUGCCGUAAAACAGAUCCUAUGCGGCCUUAAUAUCAAAAUCGGUGCCAGUGUCGCCAAUGCCUCGUGUCUGGAUUGGUAUCGUUUGUGGGCUGCUGAACAUCCCUAA